This is a messenger RNA of Neomonachus schauinslandi (Hawaiian monk seal), 3864 nucleotides long. RefSeq names its product ubiquitin specific peptidase 7 (gene USP7). The transcript is spliced from 31 exons. Gene Ontology annotation, biological process: protein deubiquitination; regulation of protein stability. Gene Ontology annotation, molecular function: protein binding; cysteine-type deubiquitinase activity; cysteine-type endopeptidase activity. Gene Ontology annotation, cellular component: nucleus; cytosol. The record is from RefSeq and is a predicted model, not a curated record. NCBI's taxonomy places the organism in Eukaryota, Metazoa, Chordata, Mammalia, Carnivora, Phocidae. Bases 46 to 3354 code for a protein of 1102 amino acids.
CAGCCCGGGCCCCCCGCCGCAGGCGAGGCCCAGGCCGCGGCCGACAUGAACCACCAGCAGCAGCAGCAGCAGCAGAAAGCGGGCGAGCAGCAGCUGAGCGAGCCCGAGGACAUGGAGAUGGAAGCUGGAGAUACAGAUGACCCACCAAGAAUUACUCAAAACCCUGUUAUCAACGGGAAUGUAGCCAUGAGUGAUGGGCACAACAACACAGAGGAAGAUAUGGAGGAUGACACGAGUUGGCGCUCCGAGGCGACCUUUCAGUUCACUGUCGAGCGCUUCAGCAGACUGAGUGAGUCGGUCCUUAGCCCUCCGUGUUUUGUGCGAAAUCUGCCAUGGAAGAUUAUGGUGAUGCCACGCUUUUAUCCAGACAGACCACACCAAAAAAGCGUAGGAUUCUUUCUCCAGUGCAAUGCUGAAUCUGAUUCCACGUCGUGGUCUUGCCACGCGCAAGCUGUGCUGAAGAUAAUAAAUUACAGAGACGAUGAGAAGUCGUUCAGCCGCCGCAUUAGCCACUUGUUCUUCCACAAGGAGAACGAUUGGGGGUUUUCCAAUUUCAUGGCCUGGAGCGAAGUGACUGAUCCUGAGAAAGGAUUUAUAGAUGAUGACAAAGUUACUUUUGAAGUCUUUGUACAGGCGGAUGCUCCCCAUGGAGUUGCGUGGGAUUCAAAGAAGCACACGGGCUAUGUCGGUUUAAAGAAUCAGGGAGCGACUUGUUACAUGAACAGCCUGCUGCAGACUUUAUUUUUCACAAAUCAACUACGAAAGGCUGUGUACAUGAUGCCAACAGAGGGUGAUGAUUCAUCCAAAAGCGUCCCCUUAGCAUUACAAAGAGUGUUCUACGAAUUACAGCACAGCGAUAAGCCUGUAGGAACAAAAAAGCUAACGAAGUCCUUCGGGUGGGAAACUUUAGAUAGCUUCAUGCAGCACGACGUUCAAGAGCUGUGUCGAGUGUUGCUUGAUAAUGUGGAGAAUAAGAUGAAAGGCACGUGUGUGGAAGGCACCAUACCUAAAUUAUUCAGAGGCAAAAUGGUGUCCUAUAUCCAGUGUAAAGAAGUAGACUAUCGAUCUGAUAGAAGAGAAGAUUAUUACGAUAUCCAGCUAAGUAUAAAAGGAAAGAAAAAUAUAUUUGAAUCAUUUGUGGACUACGUGGCUGUGGAACAACUAGACGGUGACAAUAAAUACGACGCUGGGGAGCAUGGUUUGCAGGAAGCAGAGAAAGGUGUGAAAUUCCUAACUUUGCCACCAGUGUUACAUCUACAGCUGAUGAGAUUUAUGUAUGACCCUCAGACGGACCAAAAUAUCAAGAUCAAUGAUAGGUUUGAAUUCCCAGAACAGUUACCACUCGAUGAAUUUUUGCAAAAAACAGAUCCUAAGGACCCUGCAAAUUAUAUUCUUCAUGCAGUCCUGGUUCACAGUGGAGAUAAUCAUGGUGGACAUUAUGUGGUUUAUCUAAACCCCAAAGGGGAUGGCAAAUGGUGUAAAUUUGACGACGACGUGGUGUCCAGGUGUACGAAGGAGGAGGCCAUCGAGCACAACUACGGGGGCCACGACGACGACCUGUCCGUGCGGCAUUGCACCAACGCGUACAUGCUGGUGUACAUCAGGGAGUCCAAGCUCAGUGAGGUUUUACAAGCGGUCACUGACCACGACAUCCCUCAGCAGUUAGUAGAGCGACUCCAGGAGGAGAAAAGGAUCGAGGCCCAGAAGCGGAAGGAGCGGCAGGAAGCCCACCUCUACAUGCAAGUGCAGAUAGUUGCAGAGGACCAGUUUUGUGGCCACCAAGGAAAUGAUAUGUACGAUGAAGAAAAGGUGAAAUACACUGUAUUCAAAGUAUUGAAAAACUCCUCACUGGCUGAAUUUGUCCAGAACCUCUCUCAGACCAUGGGAUUUCCACAAGAUCAGAUUCGAUUAUGGCCCAUGCAGGCAAGGAGCAAUGGAACCAAACGGCCAGCAAUGUUGGAUAACGAGGCGGACGGCAACAAGACGAUGAUUGAGCUGAGUGAUAAUGAAAACCCGUGGACGAUAUUCCUGGAAACCGUUGAUCCGGAGCUGGCUGCCAGUGGGGCCACGUUACCCAAGUUUGAUAAAGAUCAUGAUGUCAUGCUAUUUUUGAAGAUGUAUGAUCCCAAAACACGGAGCUUGAAUUACUGUGGGCACAUCUACACACCAAUAUCCUGUAAAAUACGUGACUUGCUCCCGGUUAUGUGUGACAGAGCAGGAUUUAUCCAAGAUACUAGCCUUAUCCUCUAUGAGGAAGUUAAACCGAAUUUAACAGAGAGAAUUCAGGAUUAUGACGUGUCUCUUGAUAAAGCCCUCGAUGAACUAAUGGAUGGUGACAUUAUAGUCUUCCAGAAGGAUGACCCUGAAAAUGAUAACAGUGAAUUACCCACUGCAAAAGAAUAUUUCAGAGACCUCUAUCACCGUGUUGAUGUCAUUUUCUGUGAUAAAACGAUCCCUAAUGAUCCUGGAUUUGUGGUUACAUUAUCAAACCGAAUGAAUUAUUUUCAGGUUGCAAAGACAGUGGCCCAGAGGCUCAACACUGACCCCAUGUUGCUCCAGUUUUUCAAGUCUCAAGGUUAUAGGGACGGCCCAGGUAACCCUCUUAGACAUAAUUAUGAAGGGACUUUAAGAGAUCUCCUACAGUUCUUCAAGCCUAGACAACCUAAGAAACUUUACUAUCAGCAGCUUAAGAUGAAAAUCACAGACUUUGAAAACAGACGAAGUUUUAAGUGUAUUUGGUUAAACAGCCAGUUUAGGGAAGAGGAAAUCACGCUAUAUCCCGAUAAGCAUGGGUGUGUCCGGGACCUGCUGGAAGAAUGUAAAAAGGCUGUUGAGCUUGGGGAGAAGGCGUCAGGGAAACUUAGGCUGCUAGAAAUCGUAAGCUACAAGAUUAUUGGUGUGCACCAAGAAGAUGAACUGUUAGAAUGCUUAUCUCCGGCGACGAGUAGAACGUUUCGAAUAGAGGAAAUACCUUUGGACCAGGUGGACAUAGACAAGGAGAAUGAGAUGCUCGUCACCGUGGCGCACUUCCACAAAGAGGUGUUUGGGACGUUCGGGAUUCCAUUUUUGCUGAGGAUACACCAGGGCGAGCAUUUCAGAGAAGUCAUGAAACGGAUUCAGAGUCUGCUAGACAUCCAGGAAAAGGAGUUUGAGAAGUUUAAAUUUGCCAUUGUGAUGAUGGGCCGACACCAGUACAUAAACGAGGAUGAGUAUGAAGUGAACUUGAAAGACUUUGAGCCCCAGCCUGGUAACAUGUCUCAUCCUCGGCCUUGGCUAGGGCUCGACCACUUCAACAAAGCCCCAAAGAGGAGUCGCUACACUUACCUGGAAAAGGCCAUUAAAAUCCAUAACUGACUUCCUUACCCAGUGUGUGCAAGGCGAGGGGCCGUGCGUGGGUGUGUGCCCCUUUUUAACAGCCUAGAACUUUGGUACACGUGCACUCUAUCCGAAGUCUUCAGCAAGGGAAUUUGCUGCUGAUGUUAAUUUUAUUUUGUUGAGGCUGUUCAGUUUGGCUUCUCUGUAUCUAUUGACUGCCCUUUUUGAGCAAAAUGAAGGUGUUUUUAUAAAGCUUGGAUGCCAAUGAGAGUUAUUUUAUGGUAACCACAGUGCAAGGCGACGGCCAGCAUUGCGGGGGAGAAGAGGUGAGGGCCGUGAGGCUCUGGCGAGAGGCCUCUGGUCUGUUCCUAGCCGGCGGAGGCCACCUGGCUGCCUUCCUAGGGUCGCGGUCACCAGCCCCACGGCUGGUCUUGUGUGUAGGCUCGUCUGACAUAUUUUCCUCUCAGUUCUACUUGCCAUGACCUUUUGUGCAUCUGUAAAGGCAAAACAGAGAAACUCACAACCUAAUAAAUAGUGCUCUUUCCUUCA